CUUUUGCUUCUUGUAUGCUCUUGUUCAUCUGUUCUUCACUAUAAAAACAGCUUCCGUAUAAUUUCUACCUAACAACUGUUCGACGAAUUGCCGCUGAGAGAGAGAAGAAAGGGGAAAGACGUUAGAAUGAAGCAGAGGUGAAUUAAUCUAUGCAAACGAAGGAUUCAUCGAUCAAAUUAUUGGGACGACGAUUAUUGGAGGAGUUAAUAAUAAUAUUUGAUUAAAUUGGUUAUGAUUAUGAGCAGCGGGUUUGAUAAGCAGCAGCUACAUUCUUCUUCUUCGUCUUUUAAUCUCAGCCGCUUCAUUGCCGGCCUUCUUCUUUUCAUGCUUUAUCAUUCUUUCCAAUUAAUUUCCAAUUUCUUGCUUCCUAUACACCCUUAAAAUCUCCAUUGCAAACUGAAUCCUUUUUCUUCUUGGUUUUCAAUCACAUUCUCUAUAUUCUUCGGAUUCACGUCAUCGUUUUUGUUUCAUGGAAGUCAAAGCAGAUGAUUCUGGCUCAAAUUCUCUCCUUGACAGCACUUUACCACCCCGCUUAGGGAGGCCACAUGGCUCAUCUCCAUCAGUAAUUGUAGUUGGUGGAGGUAUCUCAGGGGUAGCAGCUGCACGUUUCCUUCAGAAUGCUUCUUUUAAGGUGCUCUUGCUGGAGUCACGAGAUAGACUUGGUGGUCGCAUACACACUGACUACUCGUUUGGGUGUCCAGUUGAUAUGGGAGCUUCAUGGCUCCACGGAGUGUGCAAUGAAAAUCCUUUGGCUCCAUUGAUUCGGCGUUUGGGGCUUACUAUGUAUCGAACUAGUGGUGACGACUCAGUGCUGUAUGACCAUGAUUUGGAAAGUUGCAUGCUGUUUGACAUGGACGGUCAUCAAGUUCCUCAAAACACAGUUGCUGAAGUUGGAGAAGCAUUCAAGAAAAUCCUCAGUGAGACUGAGAAAGUAAGAAAUGAGCAUAGUCAUGACCUAUCGGUUCUUCAAGCAAUUUCUGUUGUAUUGGACAGGCAUCCUGAGCUAAGGCAAGAAGGGAUCUCUCAUGAAGUAUUACAGUGGUACAUAUGCAGAGUGGAGGCUUGGUUUGCUGCUGAUGCAGAUACGAUCUCUCUGAAAACCUGGGAUCAGGAGCAAGUUCUUACAGGUGGUCAUGGAUUAAUGGUGCAGGGUUAUUACCCGGUGAUAGAGGCAUUGUCAAAAGAUAUUGACAUCCGUUUGAGUCACAGGGUUAAGAGGAUUACAAAUGGGUAUAACAAGGUGAUGGUCACAGUUGAGGAUGGGAGGACUUUUGUUGCGGAUGCUGCUAUAAUAACUGUGCCUGUUGGGGUCCUCAAAGCCAACUUAAUUGAGUUCAAACCAGAAUUGCCAGAAUGGAAGCUUUCUGCAAUAGCAGAUCUUGGGGUGGGCAACGAAAACAAGAUUGCAUUACGAUUUGAUAACGUAUUCUGGCCAAACGUUGAAUUGUUAGGCAUUGUUGCACCCACCUCUUAUGCUUGUGGUUAUUUUCUUAACCUCCACAAGGCAACAGGGCAGCGAGUCCUUGUCUAUAUGGCUGCUGGAAGACUUGCUUAUGACGUCGAGAAAUUAUCAGACAGUGAUGCUGCUGAUUUUGCUAUGCGGCAGCUGAUGAAAAUGUUUCCGAAUGCACCUGCACCUGUUCAGUAUCUUGUAUCACGCUGGGGAACGGAUCGUGACUCCCUAGGGUGUUAUUCAUACGAUCUGGUUGGAAAGCCAACGGAUGUAUAUGAUAGGCUUCGAGCACCCUUAGGUAAUCUUUUCUUUGGAGGCGAAGCCGUCUGUAUGGAUGACCAUCAAGGGUCCGUGCAUGGUGCCUAUUCUGCUGGAAUAAUAGCUGCUGAAGAUUGCUGCCGGCAUCUCAUUAAGAGACUUGGAAGUCUUGAAAUGGUUCAGCUUAUUUCCUCCAGGGAAGAAAUUCUCAAAGCCACAGUUCCCCUCCAGAUUUCCAGGAUGUAACAAUCUUGCGAUGAUAUUAAAGAUUGUUUAACUAGGUGGGAACAUCGUUUAGUUUCUCUAUUUUUUCCCCUCAAGGAACCUAAAUCAAUAAGUAAUAUGCAUUGUCAUCCCAUUAAGCUGCUUUGAUGAUGAAUGAAGUUGUAGCACUAGUGCAACUUUAAAUGUUAAACAAUUAAUUUUUGUUAUUUUCCAUUUGCAAAUUCAAGUGCUUAAAUCAA
This is a messenger RNA of Nicotiana attenuata, 2175 nucleotides long. RefSeq names its product probable polyamine oxidase 4. Lineage: Eukaryota; Viridiplantae; Streptophyta; Magnoliopsida; Solanales; Solanaceae. The transcript has 10 exons. The coding region runs from base 470 to 1957 and encodes 495 amino acids. Gene Ontology annotation, cellular component: peroxisome. Gene Ontology annotation, biological process: polyamine catabolic process. The record is from RefSeq and is a predicted model, not a curated record. Gene Ontology annotation, molecular function: polyamine oxidase activity.